AUGACCGAAGAGAAACCAGACGAUCUUUCGGACGAGAUCGAACUUGACAGGAGACCGAGCGUGCUGUUGCCUAGACUACAAGAAAUAGAGAAGCAAUUCUUCGCUGUUGUUGCCACCGGAAAUGUAGUGGAAGUAAAAAAUUUUCUCGACGGAACUCAGAAAUUCGAUAUCAACUGCGUCAACUUUCAGGGUGUAUCCGCCCUGCACGUCGCGGUUGAAGCGAAGAACAAACAGAUGGUGGAAUUUCUGCUGUCGCAGCCGAACAUAGAGAUCGGUGACACGGCGCUGAACGCGGUGCGAAUCAACGAGGAGGAGUUGGUCGUGAUGAUCUUAGAUAGUCUUCAGAGUAUGGAUCUAGAAUUCGCGGGUGUUAUGCACAGCUCGGAUUUCCUAGACGGAACGACACCCCUGGCGGUCGCCGCUUAUCACGGCCAUUACGAAAUAAUAAGACUUCUCAUCGACCGGGGUCAUAUUCUGAAAAAACCACACCCACCCAACUGCAACUGCGACGAAGUUUGCAAACCUCAACGAGCUACCACGGACAUAUUGACUCUGGACAAGAUGCGGCUGUAUCUCUACAAAGCGGUGGCGAAUCCGGCGUACAUUUGCUUCGUAACGGAUGAUCCGAUUUUAGUAGCUUUCGAACUCUCCGUUGAACUGAAAAAGGCCGGUGAAUAUCAACGCGAAUUCUACACGCAGUACAUGGAGUUGGCUACCUUGACGGCUACGUUCGCGACGGACUUAAUCGGAUGUACACGUACGACCGAAGAGGUCGAAUUGAUUCUUAAGCAAACAGCGGGUCUGAAUUUAUCCACAACAUUUAUAUACCCGAGACUGCUUCUCGCCAUGGAUUUCAGAAUGAAAACGUUCAUAGCUCACCCAAACAUACAACGGGUGAUAGAAAUCAAGUGGAUCGAGGAUUGGUACGAAUGGAAGAUGAGAUCCGUUCCGAUGCAAGUAUUGUCGGUACCCGUGAGAAUCCUGGGACUGCCCUUUAUUUUUUUUUUUCUUUUACUCGCCCCGAAUUCCUCGAGAUCGAAGCAUUGGUCAAUUCCGGUGAACAGGUUCUUAUCAUUCACAGCUACGUACGUCUUUUUCUUGCUCGCUGUCUACAUGGUGUCUAACAUCGACAAGACUAAUCAACUGCGAGGACCCCCGGACAGCUGGUUCGUCACAGUGAUCGUGAUAUACGUGAUCGCUUAUACGUGGGGCUCUUUGAGAUUAUGUUUGAUUCAGGGUCCCAGACGAUUUUUCCGAACACCCUGGAACUGGUUCGAGGUGUGCAUGCUCGUAUUGUUUAUGAUUACUUUUUUAUUUUGGGCCGCCGCUUGGUUCGACGUUAAACGGAACGGGCAGAGAGAUCUUGAGCGAAAAUAUUGGAAUCAAUUUGACCCGACGUUAAUAGCUGAGUCUACUUAUUGUGUGGCGACCAUAAUGGCUUUUCUCAAAUUACUCUUCAUCUGCCAGCUUGACCAGGUCCUCGGCCCCCUCCUGUUGUCUCUCGGAAGAAUGAUCGGCGAUGUGACGAGAUUCAUAAAGAUUUUCAUAAUCGUUAUCUUCUCGUUUACGGCCGGGUUGGCUAGAUUCUAUCAGUAUUACGAAGGCAUGGUGAGGGUGGACAACGACUCGAAGAUGAAAACCCAGCAAACCGAUUCGUUCGUAAAUUUCCCCUCGACUUUGAAGACCCUAUUUUGGGCGAUAUUUUGCAUGAGUCCGAUAGAAAGUGCGGACGUGAUUAUCGAAAAUUUGCCAGGUGAUUCGGAAUCGGAAACGAUAAUCAACGAUCACAUCGUAACGGAAGCUACCGGCUACUUCGCAUUCGCGGUAUUUCAGUUCAUUUCCGUCAUCGUCGUAUUGAACAUGCUCAUCGCUUGCAUGUCGAACACGUUCAUUCAAGUGACGGACAACGUCGGAGUUGAGUGGACGUUCGGACGAACCGAAGUGUACAUCGACUUCAUGGCGCAAACGACGCUGCCGGCACCUUUCAACCUAUGUCCAACGAGGACGGCAUUCCAUACCGUCGUUGAAUUUAUCAAGGCAUGGAUCAAACCGACACCAGAAAAAAGGGCGCGGUGGAGUUUGAAGCAUUGCUGCUGGGUGGAAAAUAUCGGUGAAAAUACGAAGAAAAAAUUUCCGAGCGUCAUGAGUCAGCUGGUCCAGCGUUAUUUCCGCGAGAAAGAAACCAAAGUCGAAGAGUCCGAACUGGACUCCCUCCAGACGGAACUCGGCGAGCUACGAAAUCUACUGCAGGAAGCCCUUUCGUCGCCUUGAAAAAAUUCAUCGACCCUUCAGCGAUCCAUUUCACCUCGAAGGUAUUAGAAAGGGUAAGUCGAGAGAAUAAAAAAAAAAAAAAGGGAGCUCGUAAAAAAUCGUGGAAGAAAAUACAAUUGCGUAUCAUAUGCUGACGUUUCAAUUUCUGCACCGGUUCGAAAGGGGAUCAGAUAAUUAUUUUGACGCAUGUUAUUGAUCGAAACUCUAAUCCAGUGCUUAUAUUGUACAAGAAUUUCCAC
Molecule: messenger RNA, 2510 nt
Organism: Athalia rosae (coleseed sawfly)
Lineage: Eukaryota; Metazoa; Arthropoda; Insecta; Hymenoptera; Athaliidae
Product: short transient receptor potential channel 4-like
Exons: 12
Coding region: 1-2271 (756 amino acids)
Biological process (GO): manganese ion transport; regulation of cytosolic calcium ion concentration; calcium ion transmembrane transport
Cellular component (GO): membrane; cation channel complex
Molecular function (GO): store-operated calcium channel activity; protein binding; inositol 1,4,5 trisphosphate binding
Source: RefSeq, a predicted model, not a curated record